AUGUCAGAUAAUUUAGAACUGAUUUAUCGCAUCAAGAAGGGCGGUCAAGCUCCAAUGCGUCCACAGUUAGAAUUAGACGGUGUAGAAGUCAGCCCGCUCGCGCUGAACCUUGUUCGAGAUUGCUGGGAUCAAAACCCAGCAGAUCGACCCGAACUCGAAUUCGUAUGCAAUCAAAUGAGAGAAAUGAUGAGGUCAUGGAAGAAAGCAAACCUCAUGGACCAUGUUUUCUCUAUGCUCGAAGAUUACACAACAACUCUUGAAUUGGAGGCGAGCAAUCACAUAUUGUUUGCACAAAAAAAAGUGGAAGAUCGAACGAAGGAAUUGGCAGAGCAAAAGCAAAAAGCGGAUCUUCUACUGGGAAGAAUGUUGCCAAGACAAGUAGCCGAGCGUCUGAAACUCGGCCAAACCGUUGAACCGGAAGGCUUCGACAGUGUCACAGUUUUCUUCUCCGACGUUGUGAAAUUCACUCAACUGUCCGCUAAAUGUACACCUUUCCAGGUCGUCAAUCUUUUGAACGAACUUUACAGCAAUUUCGAUGCAAUUAUUGAGGAGCAUGACGUUUACAAGGUAUCCCAUUCAGCACAUAUCAAGCAAAUCGUCGAUAUGUCUCUUGCGUUCAUGGACUACGUGAGGCAGUACAGAUUUCGUCCUCUCCCAAGGGAGAGGGUUGAACUACGUAUAGGUGUAAAUAGCGGAGGCUGUGUAGCAGGAGUUGUGGGACUCAGUAUGCCUCGUUACUGCCUAUUUGGAGAUACCGUGAACACAGCUUCCAGGAUGGAAAGCAAUGGGAAAGCUAGUCACAUUCAUCUGUCACAAUCGGCUCACAAUCUGCUCACAACCACUUUCCCAUCACAGUAUGAAACCGAGCGCCGAGGCGAGGUGAUCAUCAAGGUGACGUUGUUUGUUAAUAAUUAUAGCUCUACAGCAAAAGGCAGCGAGUAA
This is a messenger RNA of Ostertagia ostertagi, 942 nucleotides long. The record is from the annotation of a GenBank genome assembly. Lineage: Eukaryota; Metazoa; Nematoda; Chromadorea; Rhabditida; Trichostrongylidae.